Molecule: messenger RNA, 423 nt
Organism: Dentiscutata erythropus
Lineage: Eukaryota; Fungi; Glomeromycota; Glomeromycetes; Diversisporales; Gigasporaceae
Source: the annotation of a GenBank genome assembly
UCUGAAAAUAUGUCAACAAACGCUUCGCAAAAAACAAAAACUUCGCAAGAAGCAAAGAUUCUGCAAGAAACAAAACCCUCGCAAACGACAAAAACUUCAAAAGCCCCGCAAGUCGAAGCUGAAUUAAAUGCGGUUUGGGUCUUGACAACAUAUUUUACUAAAUACAAAGAAGAUUUUGAAAUAGAGGAAAUCGACCAACGUUGCUUCGUUUCUGAAGAACUUGCGCGAAGAGCUAUGAAAAGAACAGCAAUGAAACUAUACCACCAAUCACUAAUUAUCCAAGAGGCUGAUGACAAAUAUUUUGAAGAGUAUGAGACGGAGAUACACUUUGGAGAAAAUCCUGAAUCAAUCGCUUAUAGAAGAGAAUUUGGUUGUUGCAAAAUCGAACUCGUUGAACUUGAGGGCAAAAAAAAGAAGAAAUAA